Messenger RNA from Penicillium antarcticum, 672 nucleotides. RefSeq names its product macro domain-containing protein. The record is from RefSeq and is a predicted model, not a curated record. The transcript has 2 exons. Bases 1 to 672 code for a protein of 223 amino acids. NCBI's taxonomy places the organism in Eukaryota, Fungi, Ascomycota, Eurotiomycetes, Eurotiales, Aspergillaceae.
AUGGCUCUUCCCCUCGCUGAGAUCCCCACAGUUGCGCUCUUGUACAAGCUACAGCGUCUAGCCCCCAUAUCAUCCCAGUUCAACCCCUCGCAAAGCCUCAACAAUAGCAUCUCCAUCAUCCGCAAUGACAUAACCAGGCUGCAAGUCGACUGUAUCGUCAAUGCAGCCAACGAGUCCCUCCUAGGCGGUGGUGGCGUAGACGGCGCAAUCCACUGUGCUGCAGGCCCAGAGCUCUUGGAAGAAUGUCGCACGCUGGAUGGAUGCGAGACUGGCGAUGCAAAGAUCUCCAAGGCUUAUGAGCUACCCUGCAAGCAUGUCAUCCACGCUGUUGGUCCAGUCUACUUCCGUGAGAGACGCAUCGACCCCAGACGCCCUGAGGCUCUGCUUCGUUCUUGCUAUCGGCGCAGUCUGGAGCUGGCUGUUCAGAAUAACCUGAAGAGCAUUGCUUUCGCUGCUAUCAGCACUGGUGUCUACGGAUUUCCUAGUGACCUUGCUGCAGAGGCUGCUACCGAUGAAGUGCGUAAGUUUCUCGAGGGGCCUGCCAACAUUGGGAAGCUGGAGCGGGUCAUCUUCUGCAACUUUGAGCGGAAGGACGUUGACGCAUAUGAGGAUGUGAUUCCUGAAUACUUCCCUCCUACCGCCGAUGAUCAAGCUGAGAACAGCGAUGCGUGA